Molecule: messenger RNA, 933 nt
Organism: Adineta steineri
Lineage: Eukaryota; Metazoa; Rotifera; Eurotatoria; Adinetida; Adinetidae
Source: the annotation of a GenBank genome assembly
AUGGAACAAUCAGUCUCAAUAGAAGAAGCAAAACCAACGGUAACCAAAAGAAAUAAUAUUUGUUCAUGGCUUCAACGUAUUGUUAAUAUUGAUGAUGUACCAAAUCAAAUACAUUAUUAUGCUGGAUUUAUCAUUGGUACAAGUGCUUUACAGAUAUUUAUUCAUCUCUUAACAUAUAUCAACAUUUUUUGGAAUGGUCGACCUUUUCGGUUUACUUUAUCUUAUCUUUUUAUAUUUUUUGUUCCAUGUAUGCGACCAACCAGUGAUGUUAGUUGUGGUUCAUUGAUAAGAAAUACAACAUGCGAUUAUGAUAAUAGACUCAAACAUAUAUGUUUCUCUUUCAUGUAUCCACAUCAACUAUGGAGAUUUUUUUCUGGUGCUCUGUUUCAUAUGGUUUGGUAUCAUCUACUAACUAAUAUUUCUAAACAACUCCUUUAUGGAAUUCUACUAGAACGUAAAUAUGGUUCAGUUCGUGUGGCUAUUUUAUACUGGCUUUCAAAUAUCAGUGCUAGUUUAAGUUUCAUGCUAAAAAAUGGAAAAAGAGCUGGUAUGGGCGCUUCUGGUUCUAUUUAUGGUCUAAUGAUAUUCUUCGUUAUGGAUCGACUUGUUGCUAUACAAGAAAAGACCGAACGUCGUUUGUUCGUACUAUUGCAAAUAUUCUUACUGGUGAUACUUCCAAAUGCCCCAACUAUGAUUAUAAUAAGUAUUUUGAAGUUUCCAGUCGGGCAUUCAGCUCAUUUUGGUGGUGGUUUAGUAGGUUUUUUACUUGGUGUUGGUAUAUUAGGUUGUCAUUUGCCUUGGAUUAAUCAUCAGUGUCGCUAUGGAAUAAUACAUAAAUACAUAGCAUUUUCUUUACUCUUUAUUUAUUUUCUUACAACUUUAACUAUCUUUUUCGUAAAUGACGCUCCUAAUGUCUCCUACAUUUUAAUCUAG